This is a messenger RNA of Dermacentor silvarum, 1861 nucleotides long. RefSeq lists its product as uncharacterized. The record is from RefSeq and is a predicted model, not a curated record. The transcript has 6 exons. The coding region runs from base 26 to 1831 and encodes 601 amino acids. Lineage: Eukaryota; Metazoa; Arthropoda; Arachnida; Ixodida; Ixodidae.
ACAAUUUGCGGGAAACCUGCUGCGCAUGCGCGACGAAAGCGGGACAGCAGCGCCCUCACUUUGGUUGGAAAGCCGACAGACGAUUUCCCGCCAGAUUACGUUGAUCCGGCAAUCUCGAUGUUUCAGGGCUGUACGUUUCGACACAAUGCCAGCGCACUGCGUCGCGUAUGGCUGCACUAAUUACUUCUAUGGCAAAGCGGCGGUAAAGUUUUUUAGAUUUCCGUCAGCGAAACUCUAUCCCGAGAAGCGAAAUGCUUGGAUUGCUGCGGUAAAGAGGAAGAAUGAAGACGGUUCAUUGUGGCAGCCGAACGAACAUUCACGCAUCUGUAGCGCGCAUUUCAUUACAGGGCAGCCGUCAACUUUCAGCAAUCAUCCCGACUACGUGCCAAAUGUGUUCUGCUACACGAGAACUCCGGGCCAGGCUGGUGCAGAUCGGCACAGCCGUUGGCUGAAAAAACAAGGUGAAUGCGCUGCUUCUAAAAAGCAGCAAUGUAGCAAGAACCUAGCAGAUCAGCUUCCUGCCACACAGCAACCUACAGCCCCUUCGGUGAACCAAGGGAAGACCAGUAAAGGUGCUGGCAUGAAUGAAAAUGCCUGUCUACACAGUUCUGUCGACACAGUUCACCAAGCACUUGGGAAGGAGUUUUGCAAUGAGAUUGAUGAUGCUGACAUGACUGCGUGUUUAUCAGAUGACGACGUGGUACCCCACAAAGAUGUACUGCAGCAGGUUUCUGUAGAUGAUACCAGGCCAUUGCAGAUGACCCUGCCACAAUGCAGUUGUCAACAGUGCAGUUGUGGCAAUGUGAGGCGCAUGGAGCGCACUCUCGGUGAACUUCAGAAACAAGCUAUCUGGCUUCAGAACAGAAACCUAAGGCUUGAAAACAAGCUUGACAGUGUCAUGUCAAGACUUCUCACAGUAGAAAUACUGCAUGAUCCAAGUAAAUGCAUGUAUUACGUCGGACUGCCAAACAUUGAAGUUUUCAAAAGCUUACUUGACCACCUAAAACCUCUCGCUAGUGAAAUGACAUACUGGGGUUCGAACCAGAAAGGCGAAAAUGGCCCUCGUGGGCAUCGAAAAGAUAGUGAAAUAGAAAAUGAGUUUUUUAUGACCUUGCUUAGGCUGAGAAGAGGAAUGGGUGGUGUCGAGCUAGCACGCAACUUCCUAAUAUGUGAAAGCCAGGUUAGCCGCAUCUUCACUACAUGGGUGAAUCUGCUGCAACGAGAGCUAAAAGAAUUGACAACACUGCCUCCUCGGGAAGCCUUACAACCGUACCUGCCGAAGUCAUUUCGAGACUUUGCUGACACAAGACUGGUCCUCGAUGCAACUGAAGUGAGAAUUCAACGAUCAUCGUCGCUGAGUGCCCAAAGGCAAACAUUUUCGCCAUACAAACAUUAUAAUACAUACAAGGUGCUUUUGGGGUGCACCCCUGAUGGGUACAUAGCAUUUGUUUCCCGCCUUUGGGGUGGGUCGGUGUCCGACACGACGAUCCUGGAAAGCAGUAGACUACUCGACGAGUUGGUAGAAGGAGAUGCAGUCAUGGUGGAUAAGGGUUUCACCUUCCCCUACUUACCACCUGGAGUGACUGUAUACCGACCUCCAUUCCGUCAGCGCCAUCAAAAACAGAUGCCACCAGCUGCAGUCCAUGAAACGCGGCGCAUUGCCUGUGCAAGAGUUCAUGUUGAACGGGCUAUUGCACGCGUGAAAAGUUUUCGUAUACUCGACCGGCCAUUCCCAAUUUCCAUGAUUGAUAUUGCUGAUCAUGUGUUUCAAGUGUGUUGCUUCCUCAGCAAUUUCAGGAAUCCGCUCAUAAAAGGUGAAGCGGCUAUUUAAGCACUGAUGACAAUUUCAGUGCAAAAACUG